This is a messenger RNA of Exophiala mesophila, 1035 nucleotides long. RefSeq lists its product as uncharacterized. The transcript has a single exon. Bases 214 to 582 code for a protein of 122 amino acids. The record is from RefSeq and is a predicted model, not a curated record. NCBI's taxonomy places the organism in Eukaryota, Fungi, Ascomycota, Eurotiomycetes, Chaetothyriales, Herpotrichiellaceae.
AGAACACGUAUUUCUGGCACUGCUUGCUGCUUGCGCCACGCAAAGACAGACUACUACAGUAGGUCGGAGAAACUACUGUACUGUAGUAGUUGCUCAGGCUUGAGAGGAUCCAAUCUUGGGAUUCAAAGGUGUGUGACAACGCUAUGAUUCUUACCUCAAUUGGGUGAAAUGGCGAGUGGCCACAUCCCAUGACCAACCCCAGAAAGGAUUCGCAUGUCCACUGUCACCACCACAAAACCGAGAACAACGAAUCGACUCUGUCCACGCGACAUGGAAACAAAGAGGAUGGUGGGUGGUUGGAACAUAAACACUAUCCUCCAUUUCACACGACGCCUUACUGGUCUCCUACCGAAUUCAUUGACACCACUUUAUUUGACAUACCCUGUUGGUGGUGGUCCAGGAGGAAUGCAAGCCAGAAAUGUUGUGACACCCAAGACACGUCGGCAAUAUUUAACACAUAAACCAUUAUAUUUGUUGUCUGGUCAGCCACUUUACUGGAAUCCUAACCCAAAUCAACUCUACCAUAUUUGCGACCCAAUAGCUAUGGAUUAUCUAUGGUGGAAAUGCCAGCAGCUGUCAUGACAGCUGUCCUUGUUAUCCGAAGUGGGCGAAUUCCUCAGCCUGGAUCUGAUCAGCAUUCAUUUGAACCCUGAGCCUUGAGCAUCUAUGGCACCACAUGGCUCACUCCUCUUGUGGCUUGCCCUCGAAUCCAUUCCAUCCAUCCUUUCUUGGACCAUGACAGAAGGAACUGUCUCGAAAGGGGUAACUCACGACCAAACGACCAACGGGUAACGGGUAGAAAGGAAAGAUCCGCGAGUGUGGCACCUUUCUACUGGCUAACCGGUGGAAUGAUCGGCCCCUCUCAAGCGAUGCAUCCCUGACAUCCAGACGCCGUGACGCCUGACGCCUCAGCCUUUGGGCUUCCAGGGGCACUUUUCGGCCUCUAGCCUUACUGCCUUGGGGCCUGUCCGGAUGGUACCUGGCUUCCCCCGGCCACUCACACCUCGCCUAAGCCUAAGCCUGACCCCCCCCCCC